Molecule: messenger RNA, 1905 nt
Organism: Dryobates pubescens (Downy woodpecker)
Lineage: Eukaryota; Metazoa; Chordata; Aves; Piciformes; Picidae
Gene: ARHGDIG
Product: Rho GDP dissociation inhibitor gamma
Exons: 6
Coding region: 570-1574 (334 amino acids)
Biological process (GO): Rho protein signal transduction
Cellular component (GO): cytoplasm; cytosol; membrane
Molecular function (GO): Rho GDP-dissociation inhibitor activity; protein binding
Source: RefSeq, a predicted model, not a curated record
CCGGCACCGGCCCUCUCCCUGCCUACUGGGCUCCACUGACCGAGUUCCUCCGACCCCGCACCGCCCGGUGCCGUGGCUCUGCGCCGGGCCGGGAAAGCACAGGGCUGGCCCCGGGGGGUACCGGUGGCUGCCCGGUGCAGGCACAAGGGGGAACCACUGUAGCUGUUGCAGCGGCUGAGCCGGCAGCGUGCGGGCAGGGCGCGGGCAGGGCAUCGAGGGUACCGGCAGGGUUGUGAGGGGUUGUGGGCAGCGUGGAUGUGCUGGCAGGAUGUGGGCAAGCAGCACACAGGGUGUGGGCAGUGCGAACUGGGUGCUGGCUGGGUGCGAGCAGCGUGCAGGUACUGCAGGGUGAAGUGCGGGCAGUGCUUUGGGGUUACAGGCCGGGUGCGGGCAGCACGGGCAGGGUACGGUCAGAUUGCGGCCAGCGUGUUGGGUAGCGCGUCCAGGGUGCGAGCAGUGCAGGGUGAAGCGCGGGCAUUGCAUUGGGGUUACAGGCAGGGAGCGGGCAGUGUGCGGGCAGCGCGGGGCGGGCACGCACGGCCGAUGAGCUCACUGCAGUCUCGCCGCCCAUGAGCGGCGGGGCUGGAGCCGCCCGGCGCCGAGGGGCGGGGGCGGGCGGGGGCGGGCAGCGGAGCCGCCGCGUCUGCGGGAGCCGCCGCCGCCGCCGCCCCGCCGGGCAGCGCCGGGGAGCGCAGCGGGGGAGCAGCGGGGCUGGGGCGGGAGCGGGAGCGGAGCAGCCGUCACCGGCGAGCUCGGCGGCACCGGGCGAGAGGAGCGCGGCCGCUGGCCCCGGAGGAGCAGCCGACGCCGGCAGAGCCGCGCCCCGGGCCCCGGUAGCGGCCGCCCCGCCCGGCCCCGGGGGCGCUGGGCCCCCCUCCCGGUCCGGCUUAGCCAUGCUCGGCCUGGAUGUGUGCGAGGCCGGCGGGCAGCUGCUGGAGCUGCUCUGGCUGGCGCUGUGCUACCGAGACAUCAUGGCUGACAAGGAGGGGGUGACGCUGUCGCUGGAGGAGGAGGAGGAUGCCGACGUGGCCCUGGCGUAUAAGACACCGGAGAAGAAGAGCCUGCAGGAGAUCCAGGAGCUGGACCCAGGGGACGAGAGCCUGCGGAAGUACAAGCAGGCUCUGCUGGGUGCCAUCCCUGCUGUCCUGGAUGCCAGCAUUCCCAAUGUGCAGGUGACAAAGCUCACCCUGAUGUGUGAGCAGGCUCCUGGACCCAUCACCAUGGACCUUACAGGAGACCUGGAGGUGCUCCAGGGCCAGGCCUUUGUGCUGAAGGAGGGAGUGGACUACAGGGUGAAGGUGUCCUUCAGGGUGAACAGGGAGAUCGUCUGUGGGCUGCGGUGCCUGCACCUCACCUACCGCCGGGGCCGGCCCGUGGACCGCGACGUCUUCAUGGUGGGCAGCUAUGCGCCGCGGGCGGAGGAGUAUGAGGUGGUGACGCCGGCGGAGGAGGCGCCGCGGGGCUGGCUGGCGCGGGGCAGCUACCGCGUGCGCUCCCUCGUCACCGACGACGACAAGACCGAGCACCUCUCCUGGGAGUGGGGCCUCUGCAUAAAGAAGGCCUGGGAGGACUGACACCCCCCGCCCUCACCCCUGUUUCCCCCUGCCGGCUCGGGGCUGCGGUGUCUGCCAGCCUGGGGGACCCCUCGCCGGCACCGCCGCGCUUGCCUGGGCUGUGUGAGGGGCUGUGGGGGGUCCCGUGGCGAGCGGGCACCCGCGGCUGUGGUCUUUGCAACCAAAGUUAUUUUUAAUUGCUGGUUUUUUUUAACUACCGAUGCCUGCCUGCUCUUUGCGACGUCCCCAGUGCUGGGGCCGCGGCCAUGACCCUGCCACGGUGGCACCGUGCCCGCCUCCCCGCCCGGUCGCAGGCUGUGCUCUUCCAUCGCCAUUAAACCCUACAGACUGG